AGUUACAUCCACGGCAGCAGUCAGGCCCAGUUUGUAGCAGAAACUCACAUCGUGCUGCUCUUCAACUCUGCUGUUACCAUAGGGAUGGUGCUGUUGCACGAGGCUGCCACGUCAGAUAUGGACAUUGGCAAGAGGAAAAUCAUGUGUGUAGCAGGGAUCGGUCUGGUGAUGCUCUUCUUCAGUUGGCUGCUGUCCAUCUUUAGAGCUAAAUACCAUGGAUACCCUUACAGUUUCCUGUUGAGUUAGAGCUGGGAGGAAGAAGCCUGGAAGUCCCAAAGUGCCUCGGACGCCUCACACACCACAACACCACAACAACACAACAACAACACAACAACACACCACAACACCACAACAACACAC
Molecule: messenger RNA, 360 nt
Organism: Salvelinus sp. IW2-2015
Lineage: Eukaryota; Metazoa; Chordata; Actinopteri; Salmoniformes; Salmonidae
Source: RefSeq, a predicted model, not a curated record